AUGGGCCAUUGUUGUUUUGUUUAUUUGGACGACGCUAUCUCGGGGCUUCCGCAGAGGAUUUCUGCGAUUGUGGCUUGUUUGGUGCAAAUUGAGUGGCUUAAAAUUGAACAAGAAGAAAUCGAAUUUGGAGCCUAUGUAAGUGGGCAGUGGUUAGGCUUCGUUAUCGACACGAUUGGAAUGCAGCAGUUUCGAGUUCCUCCCAAGAAAAUAGCCAAGCUUAAGAGCAAUCUCAAUUUCAUGAUUAUGUCGCGUACCGCUACUUUUAGAGAUCUCACUCGGGUGGCCGGUUUCAUCAACUCGUUGUUGGCAGUUGGUCCUAUCGCUAGGCUAUCGCUAGGCUAUCGCUAGGCUAUACCAGGCAGAUUCAUUCCACUAUCCAAGCGCGGUCCGGCUGAGAUGGUUCGUUUCCUAUUUCUGGACCUCUGUUGAACUGUUACUAAUACAACUUACCGAAACAUGGAGAGAAGCUGUAGACGCAGGCUUAGUGGUAGCAGUUGCCUUCAUAGCUUUUAAAAAGGCAUUCGACAGUGUGUCCCACGCCAUUCUCGAAAUGAAGUUGGAAAGGGACUUUGGAAUAUCAGGACCCCUCCUGGACUGGCUUAAAAGUUACUUAAAGGAAAGACAGCAAUUCACAGAUGUUAAUGAAUCAACUUCAGAGAUGAUACCGAUCUCUUUUGGAAUUCCUCAAGGGUCUGUCUUGGGGCCGACACUUUUCACUCUUUUCACGAACGAUCUUCCGUCCUCAGUGUCUUCCGGAUCUGUCUAUAUGUUUGCCGACGACAUAACGGUUUACUGCAUAAGUGACACGGCAGAAAAAAAUAUUGCCAAGUUAAAUUCUUCACUUCGUGAAUUAAACGAGUGGUGCCUCAUUAACAAAUUAACACCCCACCCGAGUAAAAGUGAGGCCAUGCUAAUCUCUAGAAGAAAUCCCCCGGUUAAUAUUCCCCCGACCUUUAUCGGAAACUCUACAAUUGAAUGGGUAUCGAAAUCAAGAUUACUGGGAAUGACCAUCGAUGAGAAACUGACCUGGACUCAGCAUAUGCUGGAACUCAAAAAAUCAUUUGCUAAAAAACUAGGAUUACUUAAGAAGUCGAGAUUUCUCCCUAGGAACGUUCGUCAGGAUCUCUAUUUUAAGGUCAUUUUGCCUUCAGUGACCUAUGGUCUUAUACUAUGGGGAUCUUGCUGCAAUUUCGACUUAUUUCAGUCCAUGGCAAGACUUCACUGCAGGGCUGCGCGACUUAUCUUUAAUUUGCCGAAAGACAUGGCAUCUGCUGAUGUCCUACAACGGGCCGAAUGGCCGACUCUGUCUAUUUAUUAUAAGUCAGCCAUUUUUAUCUGUCUUCAUAAAGCUUUCCCCGAUAGGUUACCUGUCACAUUAAUCGACCUGAUUUCUAAGAAACGGGCCACAAAUUCUUCAACCCGGACUUGCGCUUCUUUAAUUGUUCCACGCGUCAACGCGCGUUACAUGAAAGACUCUGUCGCGUUUAGAGGCUCAGUCCUGUGGAAUGCAGUGACCAACAAUUGUAGUGCCCUGACAAAAAACAUUCCAUAUCGUGAUCUCAUGCUGAAGCUUAAAUCUCAAGUUAAUUUCAAUGAAUUCAGCUUCAAGAUAACGUCUGCAUCCACUUGUAAUUUUAGACAAGAUGACUUUGUAUAUACUUAAAUUUAUGUUUACAAUUUCAUAUUUGUAAGCACCGCUGAUUUAAGUUCAAACGUUAUUUCUGUAUAUACCCCUAGUUUUUAGUUUUUUAGUUUACUUAGUGAUUAGUUAAUUGCAAACGACCCCACAAGCUCAUGUAGCUUUAAUACUCAUCGUUUUUUAAAAAUAAAGGCUAUCUAUCUGUCUAUCUAUCUAUCUGUUGGAGGCCUUUAACGGAUACGGGAUUCAGCCAAAGUUCUCCCUCGGAGCAGUUAUUUUCUGCGAUGCCAGCGACUACUUUUCCAAGUUAA
Porites lobata is the source of this 1950-nucleotide messenger RNA. NCBI's taxonomy places the organism in Eukaryota, Metazoa, Cnidaria, Anthozoa, Scleractinia, Poritidae. The record is from the annotation of a GenBank genome assembly.